Molecule: messenger RNA, 4919 nt
Organism: Macrobrachium nipponense
Lineage: Eukaryota; Metazoa; Arthropoda; Malacostraca; Decapoda; Palaemonidae
Product: probable G-protein coupled receptor 21
Exons: 5
Coding region: 2695-3882 (395 amino acids)
Biological process (GO): G protein-coupled receptor signaling pathway; phototransduction; cellular response to light stimulus
Cellular component (GO): plasma membrane
Molecular function (GO): G protein-coupled photoreceptor activity
Source: RefSeq, a predicted model, not a curated record
GAUGGGAUGUGUGUUUAGUAGGGCUUGAGCAGUGACCGCGCUUGUUCCUGUUGCUAUUGCUGAAGGCUCUCCCAAACCUCUCUCUUGUUCUCUCCCUUCAACUUUGCUUUUCAUCCCAAUCCCACCAAAGAUCUUGUUCGAUUAAUCUCUAAACGCUACUCUCGGUGACCUCUGUCGACCCUUCCCGUCACAUUUGAAUUUUGGUUAAAAUCCAAGAGAAUUAUAAGGGAAUAGAGAGGAAGAGAGAUAGACGGGAGAAAGCGAGAGGAAAAAAAAAAAAAAACGGUAAGAGGCGACAAUGGGAAGGGCAGUGAUGAAGUAUCAAGGCAACGCUGGAGUUAGUGAUGCAGUUUGUGUUGUUUCGUGUUGCUGUUGAAGCUUAGUUGAGCAUAACAACUUCCCCUCUGAUGAGGGAGAGAAGGUUCGGUCGCGCUUUCGAUCGCUCUGCUGCUGCUGCUGCUGCUGCUGCUGCUAACCCAGGAAACCUUCCGACAUUCGCCUCCACUACCAUCAUCUCCUACUUGCCAUAGCAAGAGGCUGCUGCUGCUGAUCUCCUGUUGUUGUUGCUGCUGCUAUUACUGUUAUUGCUGCUGUUGCCCUUCCUUACAGGGUGCUUCGCUGCAGAAGGGUCACGAAAGGAACGUGUGAAUACAAUAAUGCAAGCAUGAGGCCCAAUAGCAAGAGGUCGAAGCAUAACUGGAAACGAGGAUCUGAGAUGGACAACAACAACAACCUGCCCAGCCUUUAACACAGAAGAACAAACUCAAGAUCAUACCCGAAGGAAAGUGAAGGACGCGAGAGAACUUCUGUAGUGAUGAAGGUGGUAGUUCCCAGCCCGUGAGAAGCUGGGGGAGAAAAAAAUUGAGUGGCUUGUUGCGUAUCUUGCAGAUCGAAGGUUGUGAGUGCUAAUGUAGAAAAAGAGAAAAUGGAGAGGAAAAGGGGCUUAGUCGUCGGGUUUAGAAGAACGAUGCUUAUGUGUCUGCUCACGAAGCCGAGAAGAUCGAGGUGAAAUGGAGACAGUGACUGCUAUGCUCACUUGAUAUCACUACGUGCUGUGUGUUAUCGCUAGUAAUAAUAAUAAUAAUAGUAGUAAUAAUAACAAUAAUAGUAAUAAUUAUAAUAAUAUAUAAAAGCCGCAAUUACAAUAAUAGUAAUAAUAAUAAUUACAAUAAUAAUAAUUACACUAGUAAUAAUAACAACAACAAAAAUAAUAUAUGAAAUGCAUCUUGUAUCUUCUGGCCACGUCAAUUGUUGUUGUUGUUGUUGUUGUUUGAGUUCCAAAAAUGAUGUUGCACAUCAAAUGCAGGGGAUCUUGACAGAAAGAAGACUGGGAGAGGAGAGAGAGUGCCUGUGAACAAGAGUGAGAAAGUGAGGAAGCGAGAGUGUCAGCAAUCUUCUUACCUGUGGCUGUGCGUAUGUAUGAGGGUGUGUUCGUUCUGAUGGCGACUACAAUGGGCCCUUGACAAUAACAUAAGGUAUAUCUCAGAAAAAGAGUAGCUCGAAAGAUUCUCAUUUAGGCCUCCAGUGAUUCUUACUACCUCAAGAUUUGUUUCUUAUGGUUUUUUGUGUAUUUCGUGUGACUGUUGUGUAACGUGGUGUUUAUAUUUUGUUGUGGUCAGUGUCUAAGAAUAUUCAUCCUAGAUUCGUGUGAUACACAGUUUUACUGAUAUUUUGUAGAAAUGUCAGAGAGAACACAUUGGGUUACUGUUAUACCAAGUAAAAGGCUAACAGAAAAGAGGACCCUGCACGCACUCGGGCACCUGAGCUUAGAUCUCAAGCGUCUCUCAAACAGUCAUAGCAAAACGAGAUAACAGUGGUUGACAAUGCUAUCCAGUGAUAUGGCCUUUCAUGGAACACUGAAGACUUUUGUAAAUGUUGUUAUUGCAGUCGCAGGAGGCCAAAACAAGCCCUGCUCAUCAUGUGACUGAUGCAGCAGAGCGGCGCCAUUCCGUUUACUUUCUUCACCACCCUGUCAUCCUUUUCCAAGACUUGCUUGUUCAGGAAACCCUUGUCUACUCGAAGCAUCAUCCUGUGCUGUUCUCCUGAGCCUUUGACACAACUCAAAGGCUGUUGCUGUUGUUUCCAAGAGCUAUGUUAAGAGGAACAGCGUCGUUUUCAAUACUGCAAAUGAUCACAUGACAGAAAUAUCCUCAUUAGGCCCAUCGGGGUUACACAGAGACCAUUUUGAACUAUUGUGUGGUCAGCUAACAGAGAAUCAAUCAAAGACUACUAGAAUCUAGCAACUAAACUUACGUCUCUCCUUUCCCCCUCUUCUUCCCUCUUUUUUUUCUCUCCUUCCUUCCCCCUUUUUGUCGCCUAUUCCCUUCCUGUCCCUUCAAUCCCAGAGUAUAAUUCUCCUUGAACCCUUCUUUUCUUUUUUUUCUGCUUAUUUUUAACUUUACUUGUAAUAUAAUUUUUCUUUUCUCUAUUUUAUUUUCAUAGCGUCUUGCCUUUUUCACACCUAGUUUAUCGCCUCUUGUCUUAUAACUUUGUAGCGGUCCUUUUGUUUUCUGAAGUAAUUUCUUGAUUCCUUAGCAUUUAUUUUUGGAGCUGCUAUUAACUCUCCCAAAAAUUAGCCCUCUCCGCACUUGACCUUCCUUGAGAACAGUCUCCUUACUACAAUUUCCUGUUUGUUCUCUCCACUUGACCGUUAGCUCUCUUCCUAACCAAGGAAACCUCCCCUAAGCACUUCAAAUGAUGGUGGGUGCUCGAGGACUCGAUGGAAGCUUGCUUGGCGGUGCUGUACUCGACGAAGACACCGUUGAAGAUGAAGUAGAUCUAGGCUCUAUUCCUUUGCUCGAGACUCCGCCUGGAGAACAACCGCCGCCAUCCCCUCGCCUUCUGGGUUACGGCGGUUAUGGCUAUGGGGCCGGUGGAGCCACCUAUGACGGUUACGGUACUGGAUAUCCCCCCUAUGGAGGUGGAGAGAUUAUGAUGGCUGGCGGAACGCAGAUUGGAGUGGAGAGCUUGGCCCAGGCUGCUGUCAUUCUGGUUAUUGGUGUAGCAAUCAUCAUUUCGAAUAUCAUCAUCCUCGCUACUUUUAUUACUAUGCCAGGCCCAAAGGAUGUCAUCAUGUACUACCUGAUGUCACUUGGAGUGUCAGAUUUGGUUGCUGGCGUGGUGGUGGUCCCGCUGAGUGUGUACCCGGCGCUCGUUCAGAGAUGGGUUUACGGUGACGCAUUGUGUGGCCUUGCUGGGUAUCUGGAGACCACCGUUUGGUUUGCCCAGCUGUGUACGUUCAUGUGGAUAAGUGUGGAUCGAUAUUUAGCCAUACGAAAACCGUUGAGAUAUGAGACAGUGCAAACAAAGACUCGGUGUCAGUGCUGGGUAGUAUUCACAUGGAUUACUUCCAUGAUGCUCUGCUGCCCGCCUCUUUUGGGCUUCAAUAGUUCCUCGCAUUGGGACGCAGAAGCCUUCGUGUGCUGGCUAGACUGGGGCAGCAUGAUUGCCUAUGCGUUUACACUUAUCCCAAUGGUGCUGGGACCCACGCUCAUCACCCUUUUCUACACUUAUGGCUACAUCUUCAACACAAUGCGUAGACUUAAAACAUGUGUGGCUGGACAGGACAAGGAGUUUAUUACAGCGCUUACUUCCAACCUGGCCAAUCCAGACCACGCAAUGUCUUUCGUACUAGUGCUUGCUUUCUGGCUUUCGUGGGGUCCUUGUGUUGGGGUACGAACCUACGAGUACAUAACCGGCAACCACAUUGAUGUGCGAUUUCUUCACUUUGCCGUGUUUUGGCUCGGGGCCCUCAACUCGUGCUGGAAAUCCAUUAUAUAUAUAGCCAUGAGCCCCAAGUUCAGAAGAGGCCUCAAGCUUUUCUGCCUGUCGCUUUGCUGCCAGCGUACAGCACGAAAUGCCGAACUCAUCAUGGACUACUAGGCCUAGACCUAACCAGGACUUCCGUGUAUAAUUUCUUCCUUGACCUUCUCAUCAUUUCCUUGAUCGGUGUGUUCCCGUAAACUUAGCAAAAGUUAAGAUAUGCUUUUCUAGAGUGUGAAGUUGUGUUAGUGAAAAGCUUUAGAAGACAGAGUACGGGAGAAUAUGCAUAUUUAAUGCUCAAUCCACUAAGUUGGCGCUGGUGAACUAUUUACUACUACUACUGGAGUCAUGAUAAUGAUAGUGAUAACGAUGAUAAUAUUAUUGUUGUUGUUAUUAUUAUUGUCAAUAAUAUUGUAAUGAUAAUGAUAGAUUGUAGAUAAUAACUUUGAUCAGCACUAGAUUUAUCAAAAGAUGAUUUUUUGUACUUGACAAUCUUUAGAGUGAUGGGUGUUAGAGGAUGCCUCAGGCACCCGACGCUAUCUCCGUGAGGUAGCUGUGGCUGACGGCGUUACUUACACACUUUGUUGUCUCUUGUACUGUUUGUUCUCUCAUUGUUGGUAUGUUUGCGUGUGAUAGAAGGAGGUUUCAUAAAACAACAUAUCAGUGUUACGAACUAGAAGUGUCCGCGAGUUAUAUAUAUAUGUGCGAAUGUCUAUAUUUUUAGAUCAUACGAAUGUGUUAGAAUGCAUUUCAUCAUCAUCAUUAUGAUUAUUAUUAAAUAUGGUUAUUAUAAUUAUUAUGAUUAUUAUGGUCAUGGAUAUUAUCAUUAAUGUAAAAAAAAAGCUUCUUGUGAUUAUAAGUUCUCAUCCUGUUCUAUUCCCUUCCUGCUUUUUUCCUUUUCAACAUUCCAUCUCAUGUGUUUUCCUCUUUUCUCUCCUCUCUUGAAUUUCUUUUUCAUUUUCUCGGCAAUAGAAUUGUGAUAAGUACCUGUCGGUAGAAAUGAAAGAUAUUCAUCAUUCAUAGCGUUAGGUUCACUCUAGUAUAAUCUGGCAACGAAAUUCUUCUUCUGUUAAUUUCUGUUAAUAUCUUUGUGUAGCUGGAAUUACUCCAGUAGAUUUCUUUUGUUUUUUAUUUCACCGUAAAGUUGACUCAAUUAC